CUGUAUUUCGUCCUGGCGGAUGGCGUAGUGUAGGUGCAAAGAAUAGUAAAAUUAUUUGGCAAUAUGUUCUACGUAACUUAUCUUACCUCGGCUCUCUGCUGCAAUUUGCUCGCAACAACAGCAAAACAAACAAGUGUCAGGCAUUCCACAAGAAAAGAAAUGAAGCGUUUGUACUGUCAAAACGAUACAAACGCUUCGUUUUUACCGUGUUCCGUUUGACACAUAGCGCAGAAAACAACAAAGCAACGGGGAUCAGUGAAAUAGCUGGAAGAUUAAGUUAAUGUUGCGAUAAAAAGUAUUUCGUUAGUUUAAGUUCCCGCCCUUGUGCAUUACUAUUCGCCGGUAAAGGAUAUACAUAAAGCGUGUUAGUGAAUGCAAGCGUCCUGAAUUCCACCAACACUUCCAUUCCUGCGGAACGAGAGCAUCCAGCUGUUCUUUAUCGUGUUUAUCGCUACGUUGUUACCCAAUCUUGACGCACAGUGCCAACUGUUCCCGUUCCGCCUUUUGCACCAAUUGCCUAAAAAGUGGCUCAAUUCGUUUCUUCAAGCACCUUUGUUCGGCACGGGAGGCUGACGUCAGUGCGGUUCUCGUCGCCAAGGCGACGCACUGCAAGAGGGUGACUGAUACACUGGGUAUUGAUGGUGCUGAUUGGCCACCACACAACAAGGGUGUUACACAUGUGUACAGAUAUCUCAUUCCGCCCGUGAGAGCGUACGCACCGCGAGAAAAAAACGACAUUCCAAGCGUGAAAUUUUCACCGAUGGCACCGACUGGGUUGGACGGAACAGCGGUCGUGGGGAAAACGAGUGCGAUAAGCCAGUAAUAGUAGCAGUGUAUUCCCUCGCUUCGUACAGCAUAACUCCGCGGUUUCAUUCAAUCCAAUUAGUGUGACGCAAAGAGUCGUCUUUUGGUGUUGUUCGGAAGGGUAGAUAGCGGGCCGUGGGUGUGACAUACCGCCGUUGCAAAAAGAAUAAAAAAACACCAACCUAAUAAACAGUAGAACCGUCUGGUUUCGGCUGCUUCCAUGAUAGGGUGUUCGUUGGUAAACAAACCAAACAUACGUUUAGUAAUACGCUCAACGGUAACAGACGGACACGCACACCCAUAAACGCGCCCGUAAGAUGGAACACCACGGGACGGAUUUUCAUCGAAGUUCUAAUUCGCUCGAUUCCGAUUCGAAGUCCAGUUCACUCAAUUCCAAGCACGGAAUGGACACAAUUGUCGCGAACGAGAAUGGCUUUACGUAUUUGUCCGGUGAGAACAUGCAGGAUCGGAAGAGCGACGUUUCGUACAUCUGUCCCUACAGUGGGCCUGCAAUCGGUACGCUCACCAUCACCAACUAUCGCUUGCACUUUCGAUCGCAGCCCGCCUCCGACAAGGAUCCGGUGAUCGUUGUCGAUUGCCCACUGGGUGCGGUCAGCCGCAUCGAGAAGGUGGGUGGUGCAAGUUCGCGGGGCGAAAAUUCGUACGGCAUUGACAUUUUCUGCAAAGAUAUGCGUAACCUGCGGUUCGCACACAAACAGGAAAAUCAUUCCCGGCGUACCGUGUUCGAGAAGCUGCAGCUAUACGCGUUCCCGCGCGCCAACGAUGGCCAGCUGUUUGCGUUUAACUAUCGCGAAAAGUUUGCCGAGGAUGGGUGGACGGUGUACGAGCCGGUGGCCGAAUUGCGUCGGAUGGGUGUGAAUAGUGCGAACAACGAUACGUGGCGCAUUACGCGCAUCAACGAGGGGUACGAAAUAUGUGACAGCUAUCCGUCGGUUUGGGCCGUGCCGAAGACGGCAAAGGACGAUCUGCUGAAGCAGGUGGCAGCGUUUCGGUCGCGCAACCGGUUACCGGUACUGUGCUGGAUACAUCCAAAGUCGUUGGCGACUAUUACGCGCUGCUCGCAACCACUGGUCGGUGUGGGUGGCAAGCGGAGUGAAGCGGAUGAAACGUACAUCAAUCUCAUCAUGGAGGCGAACGCCCAGUCGGACAAGCUGUCGAUCAUCGAUGCGCGUCCGAGCGCGAAUGCGAUCGCGAACAAGGCGAAGGGCGGCGGUUACGAGUCGGAAGAUGCGUACAAGAACGUGGAGUUGACAUUUUUGGACAUUCACAACAUACACGUGAUGAGGGAAAGUUUGCGAAAGCUGAAGGAAAUUUGCUUCCCGGCCAACGAUGACCACAAGUGGCUGUCGGCGGUGGAAAGUACGCUGUGGUUAAAGCACAUCAAGUGCAUUCUGGGCGGUGCCGUGCGGAUUGUCGACCGGAUCGAAAAUAUGCGAAUGUCGGUGGUGGUACACUGUUCGGACGGAUGGGAUCGUACGUCACAGUUGACGGCAUUAUCAAUGCUGCUGCUCGAUCCAUACUAUCGAACGCUCAAAGGCUUUCAGGUGCUGAUCGAGAAAGAAUGGCUUAGCUUCGGACAUAAGUUCGAACAGCGUAUCGGGCACGGUGACAAUCAUCAUUCGGAUGCGGACCGAUCGCCGGUGUUCCUACAGUUCAUCGAUUGUGUGUGGCAGAUAUCGAAACAGUUCCCGCACGCACUAGAGUUCAACGAAUAUUUUCUAAUCACGAUCCUCGAUCAUCUGUACUCGUGUCGAUUUGGAACCUUCCUGUACAACACCGAGCGAGAACGGGCUGCAAAUGAUCUGAAAAAUCGUACCGUCGCGCUGUGGUCGUUUAUCAACUCGUCGCACGAGGAAUACCGUAACCCGCUGUUCGGUGGAUUAAGCAACUAUCUCAGCACGAUGCCGGUGCAGACGGUACUGCGGCCGGUCGUUAGCAUGCGGCACAUCCGCCUCUGGAAGGGCCUGUACUGCCGGUGGAACCCAAGCAUGCGGCAACAGGAUCCGAUCUAUCAGCGUACCCGUGAACUGCUGGCACUGCAGGCAGAACUGAUGAAACAGCUGGAGGAUUGUCGAACGGAACGUGUUCUCAAUUAGGGGUGUGCCGUGGCAAGCAGGUUGUGGAAGACGUUGGACGACACUAGUGUGCUUUAAGAAGUUGCAAUCCACAUGCCGUUUCCUCCGUGUUUGCUUUUGCGAGGGUCACAACAUGCGCGAUUGGAAGUAGUAUUUGGCGAACAAAAACAGGCGAAAGAAAUUUAACAGGCGGUAUUUUUUGUUAUUAUAAGCAAUUCUAAUGAUUGAAAACGAUAAGUUGAUUAGGAUCAAAAUUUACUAAAAAAAACACACACACCCAAUGUAUUUGUUUCGUGGUAACAUUGUUUAAGCAAUACUGUAUUAUUAAUAAAAAAAUACGAAAGUGUCUAUAAUAAUGCGAUA
Molecule: messenger RNA, 3263 nt
Organism: Anopheles moucheti
Lineage: Eukaryota; Metazoa; Arthropoda; Insecta; Diptera; Culicidae
Gene: mtm
Product: myotubularin-related protein 2
Exons: 5
Coding region: 1122-2921 (599 amino acids)
Biological process (GO): dephosphorylation
Molecular function (GO): phosphatidylinositol-3,5-bisphosphate 3-phosphatase activity
Source: RefSeq, a predicted model, not a curated record